This is a messenger RNA of Kickxella alabastrina, 1147 nucleotides long. RefSeq lists its product as uncharacterized. The coding region runs from base 291 to 953 and encodes 220 amino acids. Lineage: Eukaryota; Fungi; Kickxellomycota; Kickxellomycetes; Kickxellales; Kickxellaceae. The transcript has a single exon. The record is from RefSeq and is a predicted model, not a curated record.
CUCGCAUUCGGCAAUUUUAUUAAUUAUUAAUAUUCUUCAAGCCUCCCUCCUUUCACUUUUUUCAAUGCUUGCAACUUAUCAAUUGCAUGGAACUCAAGGUUCUAUUUUUACAAUUCCUUUGCAGCCCCUUUUAUCUUUUCUAUUUUCUUGUUUGGGUUUUUUGCUCUUUUUCAUUUGAAUUAAUAUUUGGUAUUUGAUAUACUUUUCACACAUUUUUUGUUUAUUCUUUUCUUCACAAUUAAUUUUUCCCUUUAAGUUACUGUUGUCAGACAAUAUUUGGAUAACACAACAUGAGGUAUUUGCUGCGCUCAUUAAUUCAAGCACUACUGGCAGUCAUGCUGGCCUUGGCGGUUCUUGGAUAUCCCAUUGGAGCCACAGAAGAAAACCCGAGCAGUGAUAGUGCAGAGGUCAGCCAGGCGAUGGACCGAAUAUUCACGACUCUUGUGCAGCGUACCUUUGGGCCACGGAGCCUAGACCAUGCCGAGAUAUACUACAAAACCCGGUUCUUCACCUCCCACAUGCAAGCGCGCAUGCGGUAUAUUUCAUCACAACAGGACUUAGUCAUCAACAACGACGAGGACGUAAUUAGCAGCAGCAGCAAGGCUGACACGGAUGUUGCUGGCAAUGACAGUGAUGACAAAGAAUUGAUGCUGAGCAAGAGCGAGGCCGAGCAGCUGAACUCCAUAAUGCAGGAAAUGUGGCUGGCAUCGCGCAAGCUGUACCAGAGCUCGGGAUGCUUAAGCUACGAUUUGACCCUGUGUAAUGGACAGUCGUCAACGAAGGGUGCAAAAUUUUCGGAUACGGAGCGGCUGGCUAUGGCUGAAUGGGAGAAGCGGCUUUCGACACCAUUUGUCGCUGGAAAGAGGCUGCCCAAGACUGAGGCUGAGGAGAUUCGCAGAUUGAUGGCGAAUAUCCACGCCGUGCUGCUGGAGAAUUCAGCGACGACAGUGUGACAAAACAAAAACAAGUGAAAAAUGGAAGGCAAUGACGGUCUAGAUCUGCAUGAACAAAAAGCGAUGUAAAUUUUGGGGAGUCAAAAAAAGCGAGGGGAUAUGCAGAAUUUUCAGAUCUUUCAAAAGGUCGCGUUUGUUUGGCUCAAGCUUGAACUGCUUUCGUUUUUGUUUCGCGUUUUUCUUUUCUUUUCAGG